Messenger RNA from Arachis stenosperma, 1254 nucleotides. RefSeq lists its product as uncharacterized. The record is from RefSeq and is a predicted model, not a curated record. Bases 1 to 1254 code for a protein of 417 amino acids. Lineage: Eukaryota; Viridiplantae; Streptophyta; Magnoliopsida; Fabales; Fabaceae. The transcript has 6 exons.
AUGGAGUGUGUGACAACUGCAUCUAUAUCACUGCUGAUAAAUGAGUCGUCAUCUAAGCCAUUUAAGAUGGAAAGAGGUUUGAGGCAAGGUGACCCGCUUUCUCUCUUCUUAUUUGUUCUGGUUGUUGAUGUGCUACAUCGAAUGAUUGGAGAGGCAAUCAGGAAUGGACGUAUCUUACUGCUGUUGGUUGGAAGAGAUAGUAUAGAACUGUCACACUUACAUUUUGCUGAUGAUACUAUCCUAUUCUGUCCACCUGUAGAGGAGAUUAUCAAGAACUACAAGCGACUUUUGCGAUGUUUUGAGUUGAUGUCAGGGAGCAAAUCCGAGGUUGGUGAAUACCUGGAAGCCUAUACUAGACAAAGUGGAGGAAAAACUCAGCCUCUGAAAGCUAAGGUGCCGAACAAAGCUGUGAAGGCUGUUGUGGAGAAACUGAUCUCAUUGCAAAGGAGAUUCCUGUGGAGCAAGGAGGAUGGUAAAAAUGGUAUAGCAUUAGUAAGAUGGGAACUGGUGCAGGAUCCUAAGAAAUUAGGAGGGUUGGGAGUGGGAAAUGCUAUGAUCCGUAACACAGCACUAUUGUUCAAGUGGUGGUGGCAGUUCGCAAAAGAAGAGUGCCCUUUGUGGAAGAAGGUUGUCUGCUCGUGUAAUAGUCUGAAUCCAAAUGAGUUCCUGUCAGCUCAAGUGCUACCUACUAGAGGAGGCCCAUGGAAGGAUAUUUGUCAGGAUAAGUUUCUAAGGCUUUUCUCUGUUUCAAACCAAUGUGGAUCUGUUAUUGGGGAUUGCGAAUUUCGGGAUGGGCUAGAGUGGAUUUGGAACUUCCAAUGGAGGCGAGAGCUUUUCCACUUGGAGUUGGAACUACAUGAGGCGUUAAGACCUGUGAAACUAGUGCUACAGGAAGAAAUGCUUCCAGAGGAGGUGACCAGUUACAGCUUCACGAAGACAAUUUGGAAAGGAUUGGUUCCACCAAGAGUUGAGCGGUUCGUUUGGUUUGUUGUGAUCGGCAGGGUGAAUACAAAGGAGAGGCUAAGCCGGUUUGGGAUUGUCAGCACGGAUAAUAGUGUUUGUGUUUUAUGUAUGGAGUGCUUGGAUAGCAGGGCUUCGCCAUCAAUGGUCUUAUCCGGGAUCCAUGAAAGAGCAUUUUCUAAGUUGGACAGAAGAACCGAGGAGUCCGGAGGAUCGAAAGCAGCGGCUAAGCUACUUUUGUGCCAUCGUGUGGAAUAUUUGGUUGGAAAGGAACAUGAGAAUCUUCCAGAAUAA